Molecule: messenger RNA, 2865 nt
Organism: Chanos chanos (milkfish)
Lineage: Eukaryota; Metazoa; Chordata; Actinopteri; Gonorynchiformes; Chanidae
Gene: cyp4v2a
Product: cytochrome P450, family 4, subfamily V, member 2a
Exons: 11
Coding region: 69-1610 (513 amino acids)
Molecular function (GO): oxidoreductase activity, acting on paired donors, with incorporation or reduction of molecular oxygen; iron ion binding; monooxygenase activity
Source: RefSeq, a predicted model, not a curated record
CAGAGGAGGAUACGCAGUCUGCUCAUAACGGUCCACAGACGCUCCAAGUUGCUUUAUUCUCUGAAGAGAUGGCGAUCACGUUUGGGGUCUACACGUUCGGCUUCUUGGCCGUGAGUGGUUUUGUUGCCAUGCUAACCUACAUAACCUACCAGCUGCUGCACAGUUACCUGCAGAACUGGAUAAAGCUGAAGCCAGUCCCGGGCAUCGGAUUCCCUUAUCCGCUCAUCGGAAACGCGCUACAGUUCAAGUCCAAUGCUGGAGACUUCUUCCGCCAGCUGGUUGGUUACACUAAUGAAUUUCGUAAUUCUCCUCUGCUGAAGGUGUGGAUUGGUCCAAUUCCCUUCCUAAUCCUCUUUCAUGCUGAAACAAUCGAGACAGUACUGAACAAUCCCGUUCACAUGGACAAGGCCUUUGCCUACAAAUUUCUGCAUCCCUGGCUCGGGACAGGUCUUCUGACCAGCACGGGGGACAAGUGGCGUCGCAGGCGUAAGAUGCUCACCCCCACCUUCCAUUUCUCCAUCCUGACGGAGUUCCUGGAGGUGAUGAACGAGCAGGCGGAGGUUCUCAUUGAGAAACUGGACAAACAGGCGGGAAAAGGCCCCUUCAACUGUUUCAACCACAUCACUCUGUGUGCCCUUGACAUCAUCUGUGAAACUGCCAUGGGAAAGAAAAUCUAUGCUCAAAGCAACUAUGACUCUGAGUACGUCCGCUGUGUUUACAAGAUGAGUGACAUCAUCACAAGAAGGCAGAGGAUGCCAUGGUACUGGCCCGAUUUUGUCUACUACUACUUUGGAGAGGGCCGUGAGCACAACAGAAGCCUCAAAGUCCUGCACUCUUUCACUGAGAGCGUGAUCUAUGAGCGGGCAGAGUACAUCACCUACAUUGAGUCAGACAGCGAAUCAGAUCACGGCAUGAGGAAGAGGCGGGCCUUCCUGGACAUGCUGCUGAAGACCACCGAUGAGGAUGGGAACAAGCUGACCCAUCAAGACAUUCAGGAGGAAGUGGACACUUUCAUGUUUGAGGGUCAUGACACUACAGCGGCGGCCAUGAACUGGACCAUCCACCUUCUGGGCGCUCACCCAGAUGUCCAGAGCAAAGUCCAGCAGGAGCUACAGGAAGUGUUUGGUGAGUCAGAGAGGCCCAUAAACACAGAGGAUCUGAAGAAGCUUAAGUAUCUGGAGUGUGUCAUUAAGGAGUCUCUCAGGCUCUUCCCCUCUGUGCCUUUCUUCGCUCGCAGCAUCUGCGUCGACACACACAUCAAUGGCUUUAAGGUGCCUAAAGGAGCCAAUGCCAUCAUCAUGACCUACGCCCUGCACCGCGACCCCCGAUACUUCCCCGACCCGGAGGAGUUCCGUCCCGAGCGCUUCCUGCCGGAGAACUCCGUGGGCCGACACCCAUUCGCCUACAUCCCGUUCUCGGCCGGCCUCCGCAACUGCAUCGGCCAACGUUUUGCUGUGAUGGAGGAGAAGGUGGUCUUGGCGUCUAUUCUGCGCUACUUUAACAUUGAGGCAUGUCAGAAGAGGGAGGAGCUUCGCCCACGCGGGGAGCUGGUGCUCCGCCCAGAACAGGGCAUCUGGAUCAAACUGGAGAGAAGAAAGCCACGCUUAUAAACACAGCAACACCGCGAACCCCUACACACACCACCUACCACUACACCACACCACAUCACACACAACACAUCACACACAACACUCACUAAAGAGCAAAGAAUUGGGUUCAAAGUCAAAAGAGAGAAAAAAAAUAAAAACAUUUACAACAAAGAUUAUACAAUACAACAGAACAUAAACUCAUCAAACGAAUCGAAUUUCAGAGGAGAAAACAAUAACAGUAACGAAACAUUAAGCAGCAUAUGAGCAGACAUUCAGAGCAUUUUACACAGUGUGACAGUUUUAAGACAACGCUUUUGUCAUCCGAAUCUUUCUAUGGCGAGGAUAUAAAGGCCGAAACCAACUGACAUAUAGAAACACACACACACACAAACACCACACAAACACGCCCCAACCCGCACCCACACACACAUAUAUGCACACACUCCCACACACACGCGCGCAGUCACAUCUGUGCACAUACACGGGGCACACACACAUGACUCACUCAGUUUUGGGUCUCCUCCUUUGUUCCGUGCAGAAUGGGUUUGUCCAGUGGGCUGAAUGUUUCCUUUGUAAGCAGACGAUAUUGCAUUGCUUGGGCAGAGAGCUUAGUGCAAACAUCCCACAAACCCUGGCUGUAUUUUCAAAUGGCUGGUCGUGGGAAUUAAUGUCUUUCUUUGUUGCUUUAUUUUUUUAUUUUCUUUGGCAUUUAUUUUACGUGUGUGAAAAACGGACAUAGAGAAACAACAUAAAAGAUUUUCUAGAGAGAAGAGAAUUUACACUAGAAUGUAUCUCUGCGUUAUAUGUCAAACAAGUCCAUUAACAGAGUGUUUAAUUGCUUGCUGGUGAGGUAUAAGAGACUAAACAAAAGACAGAUUACCUUGAACUCUCUCUCUCUCUCUCUCUGCCUCACAUGUCUGUGCUUAGUAAAGAAUAUGAACCUCCCCCUUCUCCUUCUUUUUUUUUUUUUACAUUUUCUAACGUUGUGUAUCGUUUUUACAUUGCAGUUAGAAAUGUGCACUGCUGUAGACAGCUACUUAAUUAUAUGUUCAAUUUCAAAUAAUGCAAAUAAUGGUCGUAGAAUGUCACUGAAGUCUGUGGAAGAAUAGCGUGUUCUAGAAUAACGUGUAAUUACGCAACGUGUGAUGAAGUCUUUCGUUUGAUGUUUUUACAAACGGUCUUAAGCACUAACUUUAUAUGUCUUGCAAAAUCUGUUCUUUAUUAAAGACAUCUGUUUUUGAGCUCAUUACAAAAAUAAAGAAUUAAUGAACCACUA